This is a messenger RNA of Umbelopsis ramanniana AG, 1947 nucleotides long. RefSeq lists its product as uncharacterized. Bases 22 to 1779 code for a protein of 585 amino acids. The record is from RefSeq and is a predicted model, not a curated record. NCBI's taxonomy places the organism in Eukaryota, Fungi, Mucoromycota, Umbelopsidomycetes, Umbelopsidales, Umbelopsidaceae. The transcript has 6 exons. Gene Ontology annotation, biological process: rRNA processing. Gene Ontology annotation, cellular component: Mpp10 complex; nucleus; small-subunit processome.
GCAUUUCUACUCAAUCACACCAUGCAUGACUGCACUAACUUUUUUUUUUCAUUCCACACAAUAGCAAAAAAGAUUGAAACAGUACAGUUCUCACCUUUUGACGAAUUACUCACCGAAGGCUUCGAUAAUGAGCAGAUCUGGGAAGAAUUGGCAUUGCAGAACAAUCCGUUCAUAGCGUACGCAAAGGAACAGCUUGAAUACUUUGAAGAGGAGGAAGAAUCACAAUCGAGCGAUGGCCUAGAUGGAGCCAAUGAAGAUAGCGAAUUAGAAGCUAUGGACGAGACCGACGACUUUGAACAAGAUCUUGGAAGCGACGAAACUGCCGACUUUAAGGAUGCCUUGGAAGAGCAGUCAGACGAGGAAGAAGGAGAACUCGAAGAAGAUGAUGAACAAGAUAAAUUCAAGGACAUCGAAGUUGAAGAAGAGGAAGAUGAUGCUUUGGACCUCCAAGAGUUUGACGAUAGACCAACUCGAACUACAAAACCAACCGAAGUGGAUGAUGAAUUCUUUGACCUGAAGGAAUUCAAUCAAUGGACCGAGAAGCAAGAAGAACAAGACAUGUUAUCUGAAUCCGAACGAGAAUUAGACGAGGACAUUGAUUUCGACGAAGAUUUGGAAGACGACCUUGAAGAGGAGGAUGAAGAACAAAAUGCCAACGAUGUCAUGUUUUCGGAUUUCUUCAAACCACCACCCAAACCAUUUUACACUCGCGGUGAUCGCUCAAAUGACCGACCCAAGAGCGCACCAAAAAAGAAGGCUAAGGCAAUGGAUUUCAUGGAUGACGAUGAAGAGGAGGAGGAAGAAGAAAGUGCCAGUGAUCUCGAAGACGAUGACGAGGAAGAUACUACCAAGGUCAAGUCGCUUUUCGAAGACGAUGAAGAAGAUAAGGAAGUAGGCUCAAAGUCUGGUCACGAAAAGAGACUCGAGCGUAUAAAGGAGCAAAUCGAAGAACUCGAAAUGCAGAACGUUGGUGUUAAGGACUGGACUUUGGGAGGAGAGGCAUCUGGAAAGGCUCGCCCACUCAACAGUUUAUUGGAAGAGAACCUUGAGUUUGAUCAUGCUGCUAAGCCUGUUCCUGUUAUAACGCAAGAAACAACAGCAUCGCUGGAGGAUAUUAUCAAGCAACGUAUCAUCGAGGACAAAUUCGAUGACGUUGAACGCAAGGCAGACCCUGCGGAUCGACCUUUCUUGCCCUCCAAGUUGGUGGAGUUGGAUGACAGCAAGUCUAAGAAGUCACUUGCAGAGUUGUACGAAGAUGAUUAUGUCAAGAAAACCAGUGGCGCUCACACGAACGAGAAGGAUGAAAAGCUCAAGAAAGAACAUACCGAUAUUGACGAAAUGUUCUCGGGACUUUGCCAGAAAUUGGAUGCUCUCAGCAACUUCCAUUACACUCCCAAAGCACCCAAGCCUGAAAUCACUGUGGUCAGCAAUGCAGCUGCUAUCAGCAUGGAAGAAGUCAUACCCGUCAAUGUGUCGGAUGCAACGCUAUUGGCACCAGAAGAAGUGUUUGAUAAGAAGCGCACGGACGUUAAGGGCGAGACUGAGUUAGACCAAACCGAACGAGCCAAGUUACGCGCGGCUAAGAAGAAGUCCAAGAGAAAGGAAAAGGUCAUGAAGGAAAGAGAAGUCAAGGUCAUUGAGAAGAUGAACCCUGGUCGCGGUAACAAGCAUGCCAAGAGCAAAGCAUUCAAGGAAUUGAUUGGACAAAAGAAUGUCUCUAUUUUGGAUAAGGAUGGCAAAAAGGCUUCCAGCGAGACCUUGUCCAAGUUCAAAGCUUAGACGCACGCUCGCUUACAUAGUAGUAUAAUACAAUCCAUCAUAGAAUCUCUCUCACAUGUAGUAAUAUUUUUCUUUAUAUCCAUGGCAUAAAAAGUUUUCAUCAUCUGUUUCUGUUUGGGCACAUGGUUUCCCUCCGUUCUUCUACCGCAGACAUUCAUUGAAUGAAUC